Annulohypoxylon maeteangense is the source of this 1110-nucleotide messenger RNA. RefSeq names its product carbon-nitrogen hydrolase. The transcript is spliced from 8 exons. Gene Ontology annotation, molecular function: catalytic activity. The record is from RefSeq and is a predicted model, not a curated record. NCBI's taxonomy places the organism in Eukaryota, Fungi, Ascomycota, Sordariomycetes, Xylariales, Hypoxylaceae. The coding region runs from base 1 to 972 and encodes 323 amino acids.
AUGGCGACCACUCGCAUCGUGAAAGUGGCAGCUGUGCAAGCUGCACCCGUCUCUUUUGACCUCGAGAAGAGUUUGGAGAAAUUAACCAGAUUAGUCGGUGAAGCAGCUAAGGGGGGAGCUGAUCUUAUCGUGUUCCCCGAAGCGUUCUUAUCGGCUUACCCAUGGCGAUAUGCGUUUGAUGCCACCAUCGGAGCACGAGAGCCUCGCGGGAGAGAAUGGUACGCGAAAUAUUACGACUCCGCGGUUGCUGUACCAUCUCCGGCAGUGGAUACCAUCUCGAAAGCAGCUAAGUCCCAACGCGUGUAUAUUCAGGUUGGUAUCAUUGAGAAAGAUGGGGGCACGCUGUAUUGUACCGCCUUGCUGGUUGGUCGAGACGGUUCCAUAUUGUUGAAGCAUCGAAAAUUGAUACCCACAGCUGCGGAGCGUCUAGUAUGGGGAAGGGGGGCGGGUGACGGCCUUGGAGUUGUCCAAACUGACAUAGGCAAGAUCGGUACAUUGAUCUGUUGGGAAAAUUACAUGCCCGCGGCGCGGAUGGCACUCUACCAACAAGGAGUCGAGAUUUAUCUAGCUCCCAACGCGGAUGAUUUGCCGUCAUGGAUCGCGUCGAUGCAACAUAUCGCCAAGGAAGGACGAUGCUUCGUUGUCUCGGUGAAUUCGGUGUGUAAAGUUUCCGACUUUCCUGAGGACUACCCGCCAUUUACUCCCGAACAUCACGACCGGAAGCCGGACGGCUCGAGAUGGGAGCCUGACGAUAUCGUAAACCGCGGAGGAUCUUUCAUCGUGGGUCCUCUUGGAAUCCCAUUGACAGAGCCAGUAUGGGACAAGGAAGAGAUAAUCUUCUCCGAUUUGAAAUUGUCGGAAGUAACAGAGUCACGACUUGAUUUCGACCCGGUUGGUAGCUACGCUCGUCCAGACGUAUUUACCCUGACGGUAAAUACAAAACCCGGGACAAAUGUAAGCUUCACGGGAUAGGUUAGGCGUUGGGUUAGGACGUGAUAUUUUGGAAUUUUCGCUGUUCCAUCGAUCGAGAGACACACGUGGUUCGAUACACCGGACUGGGCAUUCCGUAGUUAGGUAGAUUAUUCUGUAGCCCGUAGGAUAAAACCACAA